UGCAGAACACGAGCAACCGAGCGCGGAGAGGCGCUGCUGCUGUUAACUCCUCCCUGCCCGCUGCGCCGACCCUGCCCCGGAGCCCAAGCGCAGCCAGCAUGAAGCGAGCCCACCCCGAGUACAGCUCCUCAGAUAGCGAGCUAGACGAGACUAUCGAGGUGGAGAAGGAGAGUGCAGACGAGAAUGGAAACUUGAGUUCGGCUCUAGGUUCCAUGUCCCCAACUACAUCUUCCCAAAUCCUGGCCAGGAAAAGACGAAGAGGCAUCAUUGAGAAGCGCCGGCGAGACCGGAUCAAUAACAGUUUGUCGGAGCUGAGGAGGCUGGUACCCAGUGCUUUUGAGAAGCAGGGAUCUGCUAAGCUAGAAAAAGCCGAGAUCCUGCAGAUGACUGUAGAUCACUUGAAAAUGCUGCACACUGCUGGAGGGAAAGGCUAUUUUGACGCACAUGCCCUUGCAAUGGACUAUCGGAGUUUGGGAUUUCGGGAAUGCUUGGCAGAAGUUGCCCGUUACUUGAGCAUCAUUGAAGGACUAGACGCUUCAGAUCCACUCAGAGUUAGACUGGUUUCCCAUCUCAACAAUUAUGCCUCCCAGCGAGAAGCCGCCAGCGGUGCCCAUGCCAGCCUUGGACACAUUCCCUGGGGGAGCGCCUUUGGACAUCACCCACACAUCGCACACCCCUUGUUGCUACCCCAGAAUGGUCAUGGAAACGCUGGCACCACGGCCUCGCCUUCGGAACCACACCAUCAGGGCAGGUUGUCCUCUACACAUCCGGAGGCGCCCACCUUGCGAGCCCCUCCUAGCGGCGGUCUUGGACCAGUGCUCCCUGUGGUCACCUCUGCCUCCAAACUCUCCCCGCCUCUACUGUCCUCAGUGGCCUCCCUGUCCUUCCCCUUCUCAUUUAGUUCCUUCCACUUACUCUCUCCCAAUGCACUGAGCCCUUCAGCACCAGCACAGGCAGCAAACCUUGGCAAACCCUAUAGACCUUGGGGGACAGAGAUUGGAGCUUUUUAAAGAACUGACGCUGUAGAAAGUGGGAAGGGAAAACUUAAAAUCCCAGCUGAGCUGGACUGUUGCCAACAUCACCUUAAAGUCAUCAGUAAAAGUAAAAACGAAAAAGGUACACUUUCAGAUAAAUUUUGUUUAAAGACUAAGGUUUGUUGGUUUAUUUUUUCUUUUUUGUAUUAUGUCAUGUGUUAGCAGUUUUUAAAAACUAGUUGCAAAAUUUUGUUCAAAACAUUUAAUUGAAAUGGUAGUAUAAGCCAACACUUUGUGAUAGGUUUGUACUGUGCCUAAUUUACUUUGUAAACAUAUCUGUCUAAGAAUGAUUCCGUUUAUUGCCUCAAAAGUGCUGGGAAUUUUAACAUUUAGUUUCUGUUUUUUUCUCCUUGUAUAGUUAUGAUUUCUUUUUAGAAUUAAUUUUUUUCCAAAGCACUAUGAUCAUUGUUAAUGUAAUUCUGUUUGUUAAUAUUUUG
This is a messenger RNA of Chrysochloris asiatica (Cape golden mole), 1471 nucleotides long. RefSeq names its product hes-related family bHLH transcription factor with YRPW motif 1 (gene HEY1). Gene Ontology annotation, molecular function: RNA polymerase II cis-regulatory region sequence-specific DNA binding; protein dimerization activity; DNA-binding transcription factor activity, RNA polymerase II-specific. NCBI's taxonomy places the organism in Eukaryota, Metazoa, Chordata, Mammalia, Afrosoricida, Chrysochloridae. Gene Ontology annotation, biological process: regulation of transcription by RNA polymerase II; anterior/posterior pattern specification; circulatory system development. The record is from RefSeq and is a predicted model, not a curated record. Bases 99 to 1010 code for a protein of 303 amino acids. The transcript has 5 exons. Gene Ontology annotation, cellular component: nucleus.